Pelmatolapia mariae (spotted tilapia) is the source of this 2822-nucleotide messenger RNA. It is a transcript of the gene adra1aa, whose product is annotated as adrenoceptor alpha 1Aa. Gene Ontology annotation, biological process: positive regulation of vasoconstriction; positive regulation of heart rate by epinephrine-norepinephrine; positive regulation of MAPK cascade. The coding region runs from base 798 to 2237 and encodes 479 amino acids. Lineage: Eukaryota; Metazoa; Chordata; Actinopteri; Cichliformes; Cichlidae. The transcript is spliced from 3 exons. Gene Ontology annotation, cellular component: plasma membrane. The record is from RefSeq and is a predicted model, not a curated record. Gene Ontology annotation, molecular function: alpha1-adrenergic receptor activity.
AAAGGAAAGCAGUAGGAGAUUUGGUUGGCUACUCGUCAUCAUCUGAAGAGACUUGGAGCACCUGAAGCUUCGGGUGUCUGCUCCGGCAGAUAUGAGGGCUCUCCACGGUGAGCGCACUUGGCUUUCCCUUCGCCGCAUCCUAGCGCGUCUCGGCAAUCACUGCCGUGCCCAAAUGUGGCUCUGUCCAGGCAUCGGGAUGUGAAAAAUCAAAGUUGGGCGCUGGACGUUACUGAAGCUGAAGCUGCGUUCAACACACAAGCCUGGAUGUUGAUUUCUCACCUACUGCUCCCAGGAAAACUGGUUUCAACAGACUUCAAUUUUCAGUCCAAACAGUGAUUUUUUCAUGUAUUUUUUUGGUUCAGAGAACAUUCAAAGACUUCCUAAAUCGCUCACCUCCAAUCUGUCUCUUGUAUUUGUAAUGCAUUUUUAACAGUGGUUUGUACCAGCUGCAUAAAAACAGUCAGUUUUAACAUCAUUAACAUUUUCAAGAUGGAUUACUCAAUUUUAGCUCAGUAGUUUUCGUUUGCAUAUAUUAUACUUCUCUUUCAGUGGUUCUGCAUGCAACUUGUCCCUUUAUUUUCCUUGAUGCAUUGCCAACGUAAUGGCCCAUUUGCUCGAGGCAUCAUCAUUCAAAUUAUGUUUUGACAAGACAGACUUAAUGUGAUCAUUACUCUAAUGGCUUUUAUGAGAAUGGCCUGAUGUCUCCUCUCUCUAGUAGUGAACUUAAAUAGGUGUGCGCUUCAGUCUACCACUUCUGCACAGGCCAGUUGUUGAGUACCAGCAUUGUACUGGAACUAAUGAUUCCUGUGCUGGACAAUAUGACCCCAGCUCCUCUGACACAGAACUGCUCCAACUGCAGCCAUGUUUUAGUCCCAGAGCUCAAUGUGGUCAAGGCUGUGGUUUUGGGUCUGGUGCUUGGUCUCUUCAUUGGGUUUGGAGUCGUGGGAAACAUUCUGGUGAUCCUCUCGGUGGUUUGCCAUCGACACCUGCGGACAGUCACGCAUUAUUUCAUAGUUAAUCUGGCAGUGGCAGAUUUGCUGCUGAGCUCCACCGUACUGCCGUUCUCUGCCAUUUUGGAAAUCCUGGAUCGAUGGGUGUUUGGACGGGUUUUUUGUAAUGUUUGGGCAGCUGUGGAUGUGCUCUGCUGCACGGCUUCUAUCAUGAGCCUCUGUGUAAUAUCUGUGGACCGCUACAUUGGAGUAAGCUACCCCCUGCGUUACCCAGCAAUCGUUACAAAACGCAGGGCUUUCUUGGCAGUGAUGCUGCUCUGGGUGCUGUCUAUCAUCAUAUCUAUUGGACCUUUGUUUGGUUGGAAAGAGGCACCGCCCGAGGACGAGUCCAUUUGUAAGAUCACAGAGGAGCCGGGCUACGCAAUCUUCUCUGCAGUGGGCUCCUUCUACCUUCCUCUGACCAUCAUACUGGUAAUGUACUGUCGGGUCUAUGUGGUAGCUCACAGAGAGAGCCAGGGCCUGAGAGAGGGCCACAAGACAGAGAAGUCAGACUCAGAGCAGGUGAUUCUCAGGAUACACCGAGGCAAUGCAACUGUCUCAGAUGACGAGGCCCUUCGCAAUCGCACACAUUUUGCUCUGAAGCUGCUGAAAUUCUCUCGUGAGAAGAAGGCUGCCAAGACCUUGGGCAUUGUGGUUGGCUGCUUCGUGUUGUGCUGGCUCCCCUUCUUCCUGGUGCUACCCAUCGGUUCAAUCUUCCCUGCAUACAGACCUUCAGACACCGUCUUCAAGAUCACCUUCUGGCUCGGUUACUUCAACAGCUGCAUCAACCCCAUCAUCUACCCAUGCUCCAACCAGGAGUUUAAAAAAGCUUUCCAGAGUUUACUUGGAGUUCACUGUUUGAGGACGACUCCCAGACCGCACCACCAUCAUCAGAGUCAGAUGCAGGGUCACGGCCAGCCCCUCACCCUGGGCCUCGACAGCAGGGGGCCUCCUUCUCGGCUCAGCCCCUCCUCCUCCAUGGCCCUCUCGAGAACUCCUUCCUCCAGGGACAGCCGGGAAUGGAAGGUCUUUUCCGGAGCCCCCGCGGGCGAUUCUGGACCAGCUGAAACGAGCAGAGCGAAAGUGGCCAAACUCUGCAAUAAAAGCUUACAUCGGACCUGCUGCUGCAUCCUCAGGGCCAGGACGCCCCCGCGGGAGUCCGGCUGCACCCACCCCACCUCCACCAGAAACCUUCCCACCAUUAAAAUCCAUCAGCUGUCCCUAUCGGAAAAAGGAGAGCCCGUAUAGCCACUGUAACGCUUCAUCCAUUUGUUAUGAGUAGCCUUUCAAGGUCGCACAUGAGAAUAAAUGCCCUUUUCCUCCGUUAACAUCACAAUGAAAUGAGCUGGUGGUGAAAUAAUGGCUGCUUUUAAAUUUAAAUUUCAAAUUUCAUCUCAGCUUUGAAAGCUUUCUGUGACUUUUUUUUUUUUUUUAAUCUUGAUGUUAUCACAAGAAAGCAAAGUUUUAGCUUUGCACUGCAAGAUACAGCUAAUGAGGGAAAUGAUCAAAUCUGGGAAGUGCUCGUAUGAAGAAAAACCAAAAAGAGCAAAAGAUUUUCUAUAUGUUUACACAUUUUAUAUUCCAGAAAAGCAGUUGAAAUGUCUAAAGCUGUGACGAGGGGGGCUCUAAUAUAUUGCAUGAGUUCAACAAUAAUUUCUGAAAUGCUGAUCAGUGGUGCUCCUGUUGUCUCCAGAUUUUGCUUCCUGCUCCUGUGGUGAAAUUGUUGCUUGUGUACUGCUCUGUACACAGUGGAAACCGAGAGACCUCACAUACUUCUGUGUCACAUACAAUAAAUUUGUAAGACAUACUCCUAGCAGGGGAUUCAUGAGGACA